AUGGGAUUCAAUAAUUUUCAACAUUGCCCUAUUCCUUGUAAGAAAAUAAUUCAAAAAUUAAAAAUAAAAUAUUUGAAAGGCGAAUCUGUUGAUUACACUGCUUGGCAAGAUAUGAAUGAAUUACCUAGUAAUAUUUUUCCAAAAUUGAUAUCCGAUUGGAAUGUUGAUGAAGAUGAAGAGGAUAAUGAAAAUGAAGAAGAAUCUAUAGAGACAACAACAAAUAAUAAUAGAAAUUUAUUUCAAAACAAAGAACAGAAUAAUGCGCAGACAAUUGUGGAUAGUGUUGAACGCGAUAAAGAAAGAGCACACUAUCAAUGCACACAUAACAAGCUUCUAAGUACCUCACACGUUAGACGAAUCAAAAAUGAGGCACAAAUGGCUUAUGAGAAGCAGGCCCAAUAUCAAGAAGAUAUUCAACUUAGAACUAAACAUUUAAUUGAACAAUUUAGAAAAAGUAUUAGCAGGUAUUGA
Messenger RNA from Meloidogyne enterolobii, 471 nucleotides. The record is from the annotation of a GenBank genome assembly. NCBI's taxonomy places the organism in Eukaryota, Metazoa, Nematoda, Chromadorea, Rhabditida, Meloidogynidae.